This is a messenger RNA of Polistes dominula (European paper wasp), 1381 nucleotides long. RefSeq names its product WD repeat-containing protein 89. Lineage: Eukaryota; Metazoa; Arthropoda; Insecta; Hymenoptera; Vespidae. Gene Ontology annotation, molecular function: protein binding. The record is from RefSeq and is a predicted model, not a curated record.
AAAUUUUUAUGUGUACUUUACGUUAUUAAUAAUAAAUAUGUAACUUCAAUAUAAAUUAACCAAAUUUGUUUUCCGAACAAAGCAUGUUUAUAAUUCAAAUGAUACAAUAACCUCAACACACAUAGCGUCUAUAUUUCAAAAGUUUGUUUUUAUAAAAUAUGGCAAAUAUAAUCGAUUCUCUUAAAAAACUUAGCAUGGAGAACGGUACAGCGAAGCAGAACAACAUGUCUACGAAGAAGAAAAACGAAUUGAUAUUAUCGGUAGAAGAGGCGGUGUCUUUGCAAAAAAAUUAUGUUUUAGCGGUUUGUGGAACUCAAAGUGAACCAGAAUUCAGAAUUGGCACUGCCUUAUCCGAUCAUUCGUGUGUCAUAUAUACAGUCGGAGAAACUUUAAGUAGGACUAUCACGUUAACUCAUAAUAAAGCUACUAUAGUUGGAAUCAAAUUCAGUCCUAUCUCUAAAAAUGUUAUAUAUAUGGCAACUAAUAAUGGAGUAAUUACUGCAUAUGAUUUACGUGCUAAAGGAAAAGCAGUUGCAGAAUUUAAAGAUACUUCAGAAGAUGGAAAAAUAAAACCAUUAGCUAGUUUUGAUAUAAGUUGUGAUGAAAGAUUAAUCGCUGGUGGAACUGAACAUAUCGGUGGAGAUGCGUUUAUUUUAUUUUGGGAUAUUAGGCAUAGUAAUUCUAAAGUAGAAUCUAAGGGUAAUAAUCUUCUUGGUGGUUAUUGGCAGUCACAUAUGGACGAGGUGACUCGUUUAUCAUUUCAUCCUGAUAAACGAGAUAUAUUGGCAUCCGGUAGUGUAGAUGGUCUUAUUAAUAUUUUUGAUCUGACACAACCUACGGAAGAUUUGGCAUUAAGAUAUUCAUUAAAUACCGAGUCAUCUGUAGAUGGAUUAGGCUGGAUGAAUAAUGACAACCUGUGGUGUACAACGUUCACAUCAUCGUUACAAUUAUGGGAUUAUGAAGGAGUUACUCCAUAUAAAAUGUUCAAACGUAGCUGUUUAGCAAUUACACAAGACGAUGAACCAGAUAAUUGCUACAUAGUUAAGUUUCAUCCUUCGAAUGCGCUUGGACAGCCAUUCCUGUUAGCAGGUUCAGAUAAUGUUAAAGGCAAAAACUUGAGAUGUCUAAGUAUCGCAAAUGAUCAACUAGAAAUCUGUUAUAAUCUGGUCGGAAAUAAACAAUAUGUAAGAGAUAGUUGGUUACAUGAAAAGAGUAACUCUUUAAUAACCGUCGGAGAAGGUGGUAUAGUAAAUAUUUGGAGACAAUCAGAGUCCAAUGGCGUUCAAAAUAAUACAAGCCAGAAAUUAUUAACCAAAAUUGGCAGUGGAAAAAGUCGGGAACGUCAGCAUAGAAGCAAACCAUAUUAAUUGUAAGCAUUAAU